Molecule: messenger RNA, 619 nt
Organism: Chanos chanos (milkfish)
Lineage: Eukaryota; Metazoa; Chordata; Actinopteri; Gonorynchiformes; Chanidae
Gene: rpl17
Product: ribosomal protein L17
Exons: 7
Coding region: 34-588 (184 amino acids)
Biological process (GO): cytoplasmic translation
Cellular component (GO): cytosolic large ribosomal subunit; ribosome
Molecular function (GO): structural constituent of ribosome
Source: RefSeq, a predicted model, not a curated record
CUUCUCCUCUGCGGCCUGAGAAUAUCUCUGAAGAUGGUCCGCUACUCGCUCGACCCCGAGAACCCGACUAAGUCAUGCAAGGCCAGGGGUUCCAACCUGCGUGUUCACUUCAAGAACACCCGUGAGACUGCACAGGCUAUUAAAGGCAUGCACAUCCGCAAGGCCACCAAAUACCUGAAGGACGUCAUUGUACAGCGUCAGUGCGUCCCUUUCCGCCGCUACAACGGUGGAGUUGGCAGGUGUGCCCAGGCCAAGCAGUUUGACUGGACACAGGGCCGUUGGCCCAAGAAAAGCGCCGAGUUCCUCCUUCACAUGCUGAAGAAUGCCGAGAGCAACGCUGAGCUUAAGGGUCUGGAUGUGGAUUCUCUGGUGAUCGAGCACAUCCAGGUGAACAAGGCCCCAAAGAUGCGCAGACGCACCUACCGCGCCCACGGUCGCAUCAACCCCUACAUGAGCUCCCCGUGCCACAUCGAAAUGAUCCUCACCGAGAAGGAACAGAUCGUUCCCAAACCGGAGGAGGAGGUCGCUCAGAAGAAAAAGGUUUCCCAGAAGAAGCUCAAGAAGCAGAAACUUAUGGCUCGGGAGUAAAUGUAAAUAAAAAUCGGUGAUUCGUACUAAC